AUGAUUGCUGAAAGACCGGGGCAGCGGGUGACGUACCUCUCUUGGAACAACGAAGGCACAAGCCUGGCGGUUGGUCUGACGCAUGGUUUUGCUAUUUACAGUACAGAAUUGCUUUUGAAUGAGGAUGGAUGCCUGCGUGAGGUCAUUCAACGACCUGUGUUAGGCGGCGUAGGCAUCCUGGCUUUACACGGGCAGAGUAACCUGGCCAUUUUGGUGGGCUGGGAAGCCAGUCGCCGCGACACCGUCACGAUACUGGACCUCUCUGUGGACAACACAAUGAAUGACGACCCGUCGGUGCUGGCGCGUGUCAAGCUCUCUGCAGUAGUGACUGCGGUGCGGUUUCAUCCCUGUAUGGUGUUGGUGGGCGUUGAAACGGGCCUCACCUACGUUUUUGACCACACACUACAUAUGAUUGAGUCAUUUGAGGUGUCGAAGCCGGCAUUGAGCUCGCGUCCGAGGGGUGAAACGUUGGCGUUGGGCACCGUGCUUGUGGAGAAAUCGGCGUGUGGUAUUUUUUAUUCGCAAUUGUAUGGGGUCAUUCUUGGUCCGAGGACCGGAACGGUGCGAUGCGUUUGUUACGCUAGUGAAAGGCAUGUACAGUCAAGUUUGCUGCAAGAUCCAUUUCCCGACCUCGGGAAGAAACUCACCCCUCAACUCACGGUAAACGUUGUGGAGCUUCACCGCAAUGAGGUGAGUUGCAUCACCAUCACUCCCGACGGUAUGCGGGCACUCACGGUGAGUGAGCGGGGGACAUCGCUUAAGCUACUUGAUGUUGAGAACCACACGGUACUUUGUCAGUUCUCGCGAGGAACAACUCCCAAUGUGGUUCAUGCGUUGGGGUUGCUUGUCUCUUCCACGGACACCAUAGCUGCCUGUAUUUCAGGCUCAGGCACCUUUCAUCUUUUCCAUCUUCACACUUAUAACUCUUCCGAUACUAGGGCUGCUGGGGCAGGCAAUGCUGAUCGAGGCGUCGGCAGCUAUGGCUUUAUGCGAGCAUGGUCGGAUUAUAGAAACAGUGUGUGCCCCAGAGCACGUCUGCUAAUUCCAGAAGAUGAGUUGUACAAUAGUCUGUGCAGACAAGAUGAUUCUGGAAAGUCAAUCUAUAGCAUGGUUCUUCGCCCCGUUGCCCAAAAAGACUCUUGUGUGGCCUUUGUUGUUCAGCGAUGUAUGUUGCCCCAAGGAGUGACGAGAAGGGCACGGCUUCUUUCCGUUCAGGCGGAUUUCUCAGCAGUGGAGCCUAUGAAAAUUAUGCGCAGCUUUUAUUUUCCAAAGGACGAGCUGUAA
This is a messenger RNA of Trypanosoma conorhini, 1284 nucleotides long. RefSeq lists its product as uncharacterized. Gene Ontology annotation, biological process: protein lipidation; protein localization to phagophore assembly site; autophagy of mitochondrion. Bases 1 to 1284 code for a protein of 427 amino acids. The record is from RefSeq and is a predicted model, not a curated record. Gene Ontology annotation, cellular component: phagophore assembly site membrane; cytosol; extrinsic component of membrane. Gene Ontology annotation, molecular function: protein binding; phosphatidylinositol-3,5-bisphosphate binding; phosphatidylinositol-3-phosphate binding. The transcript has a single exon. Lineage: Eukaryota; Euglenozoa; Kinetoplastea; Trypanosomatida; Trypanosomatidae.